Molecule: messenger RNA, 2602 nt
Organism: Tarenaya hassleriana
Lineage: Eukaryota; Viridiplantae; Streptophyta; Magnoliopsida; Brassicales; Cleomaceae
Exons: 6
Coding region: 552-2573 (673 amino acids)
Source: RefSeq, a predicted model, not a curated record
AACGAAAAGAAAGAUAAAGUAACGAGCUUUCAGUGAUGGGUUCUUCGCAAAUAAGAUUAAAUAAAAGUAUGGACUUUUCAUAUUAUAUUUGGCGAUUAUUGAGUUUUCAUGUUUCCGUCAAUGGCAUUCGGGUUUCACGAGUGAAUGCCCCAACUACUCUUUCUUUCGCGUGCCCACUUGUUCAGUGAAAGCUACUGCUCCAAACAGGCAAAAAAGGGGGAAGAGGAUGCCACUGUUCCUCAGUAAUUGCGAAGCGGCUCACGACCACCACCAUUGAUGGGUUGCACUUAACAGGAAAGGGCUCUAACGUUGUUUUUGAACCAUCCUCUUCGCCUUUUUCAGUCUCUGUGUCUUGUCUUUUUCAUUUUUGGGUUUCGGUUUUGUUUCGUACUGUGUCACUCUUCCUGAGAAAAAAAGCUUCUUGCUCUGUUUUCUCGGCGUUUCCUCCGUUUGUAACGUUUGGGUUUUUACUAAGCAGUCCCGAGUUAUUCGAAUUUUCGUUCGAGAGAUUUCCGGGAAAAUCCGUGGGGUAAGUGAGUUAGUUUGAUGAAAUGGGUCAUUCGAUUCUCGAGAAAAUGGGGUGUUCCAACUCCAAAACGGCCAAGGACGAGGCGAUUCGUCUCUGCAAAGAGAGAAACAGAUUCGUGAAACAAGCCAUUGAUGCAAGAUGCUCUCUCGCCGCCGCCCAUUUGUCGUACAUCUACUCCCUCCGGAACAUCGGAACCUGUCUCCGCCGUUACGCAGAGGCGGAGUUACCGACGGAAUCGUCUCUGUCGAGGACGAACUCCGCCGCCACCGAGCCGGAGAAGUCCCCUUCUCACUCCUCCUACGCUUCCCCUUCUUCUCCGUCACCGAACUGCGUGAACGCUAACCGUACACCCAUUUCGCCUCCGACCAGGAAUUUGAGUUACAUGAAGACGGAGACUACUCCUUCCGUCACUUUCACGGUGAACCCACCGAGCAACGAGGAUGAAUUACUGGCAGCGACGACGGAAUCUCGGGCGCCGCCGCGACCGGGACGGCCGCAGUCGUCAUCGUGGGACUAUUUUGACCCUUCUGAUGACUUUGAGAGCCUUAGGUUUAUAGGGCAAGAUCAACCCGAUAUGGAUUCUGACGCAGCCAUAGGAUGGGAACAGUUUAGACAGAGAAAUGUAGCUUGUGGUACGGUGGAAAGUGAUGAAUCAGGUGGAAAAGCUGGUCCGGAGACGACAAUGCGGUUCCAUGAAAGUCACUUGAGCUCCAAGACGGAAGGCAAGAAUCCGUAUGGCGAGAGAGAAGAUCCGUCGGAGUUUAUUACACACAGGGCUAAGGAUUUCGUGUCGAGCAUUAAGGAUAUAGAGCACAGGUUCUUAAGGGCAUCUGAAUCUGGAAGAGAAGUCUCGAGGAUGCUUGAAAGUAACAAGAUCAGGGUCGGAUUCGCAGAGACAACAGGAAGGAUAGGUUCCAUGGCGUUUCUUGCUGCCCUCAAGAACGUUUGUUGUCGGGGUAAAGCCUCCCCUGUUUCUCAAGAACCCAUGAAUCAUGCAACCAAAGUUAUUGUCUGGAAGAGGACAUCAUCCUCGAGAUCCUCGUCUUCGAGGCAUCCAUUGAUUCCACCAUCCAAAGGAGAUCCCGAUGAUAGUGGAAGCGACUUCGGGGAAGAGUUCUUCUGCAUGAUCUCUGGUAGUCACUCCUCCACACUCGACAGAUUAUUCGCCUGGGAGAGAAAACUCUUCGAUGAAGUCAAGGCUAGCGAAACGAUAAGGAAGGAGUACGACAGGAAAUGCGAGCAUCUGAGGAUUCAGUUCGCAAAGGAUCAGAGCGCUCACACGAUAGACAAAACGAGAGCGGCGGUAAAGGAUCUUCACUCGAGAAUCAGAGUCUCGAUCCAAUCAGUAGACUCCAUAUCCAAACGCAUCGAGAGAAUCAGGGACGAGGAGCUUCAGCCACAGCUCACAGAGCUCGUCCACGGGAUGAUAAGAAUGUGGAAAGCGAUGCUUGAGUGCCACCAUUCACAGUACAUCACCAUCUCACUGGCCUACCAUUGUAGAAGAAACUCGUCAAACCCCACACCAGACAGCAACACCCACAAGAGACAGAUUCUGUCAGAGCUUCUAGAUGAAACUGAGCGUUUUGGUCUCAGCUUCAUGGAUUUUGUCAGCAGCAUGGCUUCCUACGUGGAAGCCCUAAGUGGGUGGCUCCACCACUGCGUCUUGCUCCCUCAAGAACGUUCCAGAAACCGGCGACCGUGGUCCCCACGCCGCGUCCUGGCCCCACCGAUAUUCGUCCUCUGUAGGGACUGGUCGGCCGGGAUGAAAUCCCUGCCGGCCGAUGAACUGAACGGCUCGAUCAGAGCCUUCUCUACGGAUCUACAGCUUCUGAUGGAUCGGAACGGAGAAGCGGAAGAAACAGAGGAUAGAUUGGAAGAGAAUAAGUGUGGCCAAGCGUCGAGCUUGACGUCCAUUCAUGGAGGCUUGGCGAAGCUUCUAGAGAGAUUGAAGAAGUUCUCGGAAGCUUCUCUGAAAAUGUACGAAGAUGUAAAGCAUAAAACUGAAGCAGCUGAAAUUGCUUACUGUAAUAAUUCUAACCGUUGAGACUAUGAAACGGAGAAAACCCUUUGUCG